CUAUAUUUAGAUAUCUCGAUUUACAUGAGGUCAUUCAAGUAAAAUGGUUGAAUAGAGGAGGACAUUUAAACGGUUUAGUAAAGUAUUGUAAGAUAUUGAUUAAGAAAAUGGCGGCCCUCUCGGGUCACAGUCUGACGUGCCCUCAGGAUCGGGAUGGAUGGGACGCCGCUUCUGCGGGGUUUACCUGCACCCCGCCCACAGUGUACCACUGUCUGAAGACAGCAGACGACAAAUACGUAGAAAAAUGCCUGGAUAAAACUUGGAUUCAGCCAGAUAUGUGUCCAGAAUACAACGGGAACCUGCAGAUAAUAGACGCUGACCAGUGUGUUGGAGAUUCUACCGAAUGCCCGGAUGCUACGUACUGGUCAAACGCCGUUUACCUCUACCCAAAGUGUCUACAGAACUCCACACACGACCCGCCCUCAUAUUUCACUGUCACCCCACAGUCAUCCAACACCACGUCUACUGACCCCACCGGCAGCACCGACCUUGACCUGCAUGCACUACUGCCGUUCAUCAUUGGGGGGAGUAUUCUCCUCAUCCUGAUCAUCGUUCUGGUGUUUAUAUGUGUUCUAUGUCGACGAAAGAGAUCACGGCGGAAAGGUCGCAGACACGAGAUCAAGAUUGAAUACACCAAGAAACAAGAGACUCACUGGGAUGAUUUGAUAACCUCGGAUCUUGUUAAUGGAAAUAAUGUAAGCGACGCCGGAUCUCCCAUUGAUGUGGAGAAACAACCCUUUCUGAGAAGCAGUUAUAGGACCUCUGCUCCGUUAGAUAACAUACACGUGUAUGUCGGGAACGAUUCAGACAAAAUAGCUGAGACUUACGAAUCAUUAGUCUACGACAAUAGAUACGACAAAUGCCAGUUUGUGAAAAACAUGUCCGAGUUUAAAUUAGAUGUGUGGACUAAAGUGUUCUUUUUCCAGGAGAUAUUUGCAAAUGUAGAUAAUAGAUCAGACAUAGAAGCGCUGCGCGAGGCUUUUGAUAACAUAUAUACUGCUGCAAACCAACAGCCGUCGUCGAAAUUCAUUCUGGAGAUGCCGCUGAAUGUGUGGUCGGAGCAUAAAGAAUAUCUACAAGAAAAACCCUUAUUCAGUGAACGGUUUAUUUUCAUUGUCUAAGAAAUUUCUGUAAAUUGUGGACAUACAAUGGCAAAAUCAUUAGAUCAGAUGCAUGAUUGAUUUUAUAAUUUGUUUUUACCAUUAUAUAUUUUAUGAGAGAUUUGCUGUUAUAUAAAUAUUAAUUAUUGUGACAAAUUAAGAAAAUUCGUACACGAUCCAAUUGAUAUGUGAUCUUGUUUACAAUAUAAAAUAGGUUUUAAUCUUUUAUAUAAUUUACAGAUUAUUGGGUAAAAAAAAAUGUAACAUGCAUGUAUUUUCAUGUAGAUAUUCUGGAAUCUUUUUGAAAGGAAAUGAAUAUAAUGUAAUAUUUAGUACUCCUUUGCAAAAAUCUUCACACUAAUGAAAAUCGCAGGUAUACUUUACUAUAUCUUGAGAAAUUUGUGUUUAUGAUUUAAAACAUUUUACAUUCCUCUAUGUAAUUUUUGUAGGUGGCUAAGCAUUUUAAUGUCAAACUUUAGUUUAUAUGUAUAACUUUAUUUUGUGUGUUUUGAUUUUGCGUAACUUACAAGUGUCAAAUAUGAUUUUUUUUUUUUGGUUUUAAAAUUUAUUUUUUAAUUUGUUUGAUUUAAACAAUUACAAAUGAUCAUUGAUAACAUAUAAUUGUAUACAUGUGCAACUGUUAAGAAAAUCCAGGAUCUUCAAACAUUAUAUAAUACCUGAGGUUUUUGUGAUGGAAGAAAGUCAAUUCCAAUGACAUGUCUUUCCUUUCUCUCUGUAUUGGUUGUCUAUGGAUAAUGAAGAAAAUUAAAUAAAAA
Ostrea edulis (European flat oyster) is the source of this 1876-nucleotide messenger RNA. RefSeq lists its product as uncharacterized. The transcript is spliced from 8 exons. Lineage: Eukaryota; Metazoa; Mollusca; Bivalvia; Ostreida; Ostreidae. The record is from RefSeq and is a predicted model, not a curated record. Bases 108 to 1121 code for a protein of 337 amino acids.